AUGGAGAUGGAGAUGGAGAUGGUGACGGAUCUUGUGACUGCUUUAGAGAAGGCAACCGUAAUGGCAAAGCAGCUUUCAUCCACCGCCACAAACUCUGCAAAAAUCUACGCCUCCCUCCACGCCGCUCACCGCCAGCUCUCUCUCUUCCUCUCUCACGCCGCAAAACCCUCUGCAGAUGUAACUGAUGGUGAUGAUGCGCCGAUGGAAGUUGCCGAUGAGGAGCAACAAAUGGUGGAUGGAGCAAGGGAGGAGGAUUCGAAGAUGGCUAUGAUUGAUUCGGUGGAGGAACGGAUGAAAAAUUGCUUUGUUCAGAAGAAAAAGCGGCCAAAACGGCCGUUAUCGCCGACGUGGUUGGCCGCUGGGGAGCAGAGGCGGUGGUUGGAGUAUGAAAGUGAAUCGGCUAGGGUUGGAAUUGAUUACGAUCCUCAUAUAACGAAAUUGAGAGCUUUGGAUCUGAUUUAUCAGUUCCAUUGUUGA
Molecule: messenger RNA, 477 nt
Organism: Lactuca sativa (garden lettuce)
Lineage: Eukaryota; Viridiplantae; Streptophyta; Magnoliopsida; Asterales; Asteraceae
Source: RefSeq, a predicted model, not a curated record